This is a messenger RNA of Anopheles aquasalis, 384 nucleotides long. RefSeq lists its product as uncharacterized. Gene Ontology annotation, cellular component: axon; neuronal cell body; membrane. NCBI's taxonomy places the organism in Eukaryota, Metazoa, Arthropoda, Insecta, Diptera, Culicidae. The record is from RefSeq and is a predicted model, not a curated record. Gene Ontology annotation, biological process: male courtship behavior; sensory perception of taste; chemosensory behavior.
AUGUACGCGAACUUACACUACGACAGCGGAAUGUACAAGGUGGAAUCGUUUCUGUGCGGCAUCUCGCCACUGCUGAUGUUCUACAUGCUAUUUUCCCGGUGCCAGCGUUGCAUUAAUGAAGGCCAACUGACGUUCUACCAUCUUCACAACGUGUUCGGAUGUAUUCUUCCCGAUAAAACGAUGGAGCUGAUACAGAACUUUUCGAAACAAUUGAACAACGAACCUGUACACUUUUCUGCAGCAAACUUCUUCGACCUAAAAUUGGGAGCCCUCAGUACGAUAUUUGCAUCCAUUACCACGUAUCUUGUGAUUUACAUCAACUUCAUACCCAAAACGGACACAUUCGAGGAUUACAACAAAGAGCAUAAUUUGGCCGGCACUUAA